AUGAAUCUCUCACUCUCCAUCCCGAAUGCCUCGGAAAGGGAACUCUGGACGGCUGCUGGCAGGCAACGUCUGCAAGAAUUCGACUCCCUCUUCAUGUCUUCGGCUUGUAAAGCGGAACGCAUUUCCAUAGCGGACCGUCUUCUGUCCGAGUCUGCGCAUCUGCACUCCCUCGUCGCCGAGUUCAUAACACGGCGUAACGCCUAUGCUUCCCCGCUUCUCAGCCUUCCGACGGAAAUUCUUGCCCAGAUUGUUGACGAAGUCGCGCGCGGUGACUCGUCACCCUGGCCUAGCGUGUCUCCUAAGGACCUCGGAUGGAUCAAACUCGGCCACGUCUGUUCGCGCCUCCGCGGUGUAUUGCUGAGAUUACACGACUUAUGGGCCGAUGCCGUUUGUUACCUACCGCGCGCUCAUCAAGAGAUAUUGCGCCGUGCCGGCAGUACACCCCUAUCCGUCGUGCUCAGGUCAUCGCUACGGCCUUCGGAGGACACGAUCAACUUCUCUGUGCGACAUUUGGACCUCGCCCGUCGCAUCGCGACAAACGACGCCAACGCGUUCGAAGCCAUCCUGCCAUCUCUUCUCUGCGAGGAACUUCCGUUCCUGGAGGAGGUCUACGUCGAGUUGUGGUCGGAUGGCUUCUCCCCGCUACCCGGGCUUCGACCCGAAGCAUACUCCCGACGACCCGUCAUUGCCCCACGUCUACGCAGUUUGACCUUGAUCAACGCCUUCGUCCCAUUCAACGCCGCAACACUUCGCACCCUCCGAAUCAUCGAAAAUGGGCCGCCUCCGGACGACGAGAUGCUGCCCACAGCAGAGCAGUUCCUCGCAAUGCUGCGCUCUUGCCAGUGCCUCGAAACGCUGCACCUCGACGGCUUCAUCCCCGCGCUCCCUUACCUCACCGACAUUGAGUCGUACUGCCGUGUGUACCUUCCUUCGAUGGUAUCACUAUCAUUGUACGGCUCGCGAGACCGCUGCCUCGCUCUAUGGUCCAACAUCAUGGUUCCACGAUCGGCGCGCGUACACGUCUGCCUAGACUGGUGUCCAGAAGCACGGAUCGAUCUGGAUGCCCGAGCCUUUGCGCCCCAUCUGACAGGUCCACCGACCGGCGUCAAGUUCGCGGUGCCUCUCCCUGGCGUCAUCGCGGCUACGGCCUUCUACGACGAUGGCGAGAGCCCGCUGCCAUGCCUCCAUUGCGACGCUGGUGGCGCAGCGUGCAGAGAGCAUCAUCGUGCGCUCACCCUGCAGUAUCAGCACUUCCGCGGCUCAGCCGCGGUGUUCUCACAAGCCAUCGUAUCCGCAUUCGGCCUUGCCCAAGCGAAUACCGUGCAUCUCUCCUUCGUCGAUGACGGCUCCUUUUGGCGCGAAGACGACACCCUUGCAUGGCGCGCAGCAUUACAGCUAUUCCCCGUAGCGCAUUCCGUGUGCUUCACGCACGCGCCGCCUGCGCUCUACGAGCUAUUACGCGUAGAGCAUGGCGCUGUACUGCUUCCCGCGUUACAGACCUUAACUUCCCACCGCGCCGAGAUCGCUGGUGGGCGGCAAUGGACGGAGUGGGCAAGUGGCAGGGCUCGGUUGAUCCGGGCGGAUCUGGUGUCGACGCUCAAGAGCAGGGCGAUGCGCGGUCUACCGGUCCAUGAAGUUAGGUUCAGGGACCUGAGACUGCCUGUUGGAUGCGAACAGGGUGAAUUCAUGGCCGAGGUGCAGAGCGUCGUGUACGGCUCGGUGUCGUGCUCACUUGUACGAUGA
Molecule: messenger RNA, 1743 nt
Organism: Peniophora sp. CBMAI 1063
Lineage: Eukaryota; Fungi; Basidiomycota; Agaricomycetes; Russulales; Peniophoraceae
Source: the annotation of a GenBank genome assembly